Molecule: messenger RNA, 1791 nt
Organism: Anopheles maculipalpis
Lineage: Eukaryota; Metazoa; Arthropoda; Insecta; Diptera; Culicidae
Gene: shep
Product: protein alan shepard
Exons: 10
Coding region: 42-1658 (538 amino acids)
Cellular component (GO): ribonucleoprotein complex; cytosol; nucleus
Molecular function (GO): mRNA 3'-UTR binding; poly(A) binding; poly(U) RNA binding
Source: RefSeq, a predicted model, not a curated record
CGACAGCGCCGGGCAGGAGUGACCAAAUUUGCACGUACAACAUGCAGCAACCGAGAUAUAGUCCGGCACCGCCGCCCCCGGUUACGAUACGUCCCCAGAUGGCCCCGAGACAUCAGGCAGUACCGAACGGAAGUACUACAGCAGCGCCUCGUAGCGCCUACCCUGGAGCACCACCGCCUGCACCGGCCACACUAAAGGGUGCCCAGCGACCCGCUAUGACUAGUCCGGCCAGCGGCAUUCCCGGUGCACAGUACAGAGGCACUGCCUGGACGCAGGGUUACCCCCCAACACAACCAACAUACCGAUACACUGCGCCGCAGACCUAUGCAUAUACACCACAUACGACGACCCAGUACGGACAGCGUGUGCCGACAGCAGCGUCGCCCAGCAACACGAACUCGAGCAGCUCGUCCAACACCGGUUCGCAAAGCGGCACCCUGAGCACGAGCCUGAGCAACACAACCAACACAAACAACACGAUGGGUCCUAGCAACACGCCACACCAGACGGAGCAGCUGUCCAAAACGAACCUCUACAUUCGCGGCCUGCAACAGGGCACGACCGACAAGGAUCUUGUCAACAUGUGUGCACAGUAUGGUAACAUCAUCUCUACAAAGGCAAUAUUAGAUAAAACAACAAACAAGUGUAAAGGAUACGGAUUUGUUGACUUCGAGUCGCCAUCGUGUGCCGAGGGUGCCGUCAAAGGGCUUCAAGCGAAGGGCAUCCAAGCUCAGAUGGCCAAAGUGGGUAUCUGGGUGCUACAUAGGCCGGCCAUUGACCCCGCGAUGGUGGUGCCGGCUGAGCAGCAACAGGAGCAGGAUCCUACCAAUCUGUACAUCGCGAAUCUUCCCUUGAACUACAAAGAGACGGACGUUGAAAAUCUGCUGUCCAAGUACGGCCAGGUCAUCUCGACCCGAAUUCUGCGCGAUCAGAAUGCACAGUCGAAAGGUGUCGGUUUUGCACGAAUGGAAUCACGGGACAAGUGUGAACAGAUUAUUCAGAUUUUCAACGGCUCGCAGCUGCCGGGCGCGAAGGAACCGCUGCUAGUGAAGUUUGCCGACGGUGGUUCGAAGAAGAAGAACCCGUUCAAGAGCCCGGAUCCGAACACGCGAACCUGGCGCGAAGGUGCGGAAGGCAUCCCGGUGACCUACGAUCCGAACAUGCAGCAGAACGGUAUCGGUGUGAAUGUCGGCACGCACAUUAACAUGCCGUACAGAGGGUUCAGUACACCGCAGGUGGGCGGUUAUGCCGUGCCCGGUUCCCAGUGGGUGCCAAGCUAUAUGAUGACCCAGGCUAUUGCACCGGUUGAAGAGCAGCAAUACGUUCAGGUUCCCGCAUCUCACCUGAGCGUCGGUACACCGUACAAGACGGACGGUGUGACCCCGGUGCAGCCCCGUGGCGUCUCGAUGAUCAUGUCCAGUGAUAAUCCAGCAGCCGUCCAGUACGGCAUGAUGCCACAGUUGGCAACACUGCAGAUUGGCUCUUCGCCAAUCCUAUCUCUCCCGCAACAGCAGUACAUCAGCCCAACCUAUCCGUACUAUCCGACCCAUCCGACGUCGGUAAUCCACACGCUGCAGAUGGGCGAUACGGAACAGGCGAGCACGGCUGCAUCGCCGGACGAAGCAUACACCACGCAGUAUCAGCACGCUCCGAAGUAGAUCUUUACCAGCACCGAGCAGCGAUCACACCCGGAAGAGCCGACCAGCCCUCCCGUAGCCAAGACACACCAUCACCAACACGACGACACACCCAUCACACCACCUUUGCAAAGCUGAAAACAACACGAACCGU